CAAACUCACCAUUUCUUCCUUCAUCAUCCGAACCCUCGCACAAAUGGCUGCUAAUAAUACUAAUGCUGAUAGCAUUGUCAUGGAUCAAGAGAGACUCACGGCGGAGAUGGACUUUAAGUCCUCCUCCUCCGCCGUCAUCAAAAUCCGCCGACGCCUCCCGGAUUUCUUGAAGUCCGUUAAGCUCAAGUACGUCAGGUUAGGACUAGGCUAUGGCUAUUCAUGCAACGCUGCCACUGUUCUCAUGUUUGCUAUCGUCGCGCCUUUGUUCACCUCCCUCCUGGUUCAGUUCACCGGUCUCGCGCUCGACCGCUUGUCCCAGCUCUGGUCCUGCAAUACUGUUCAUCUGAACAGUAACGAUUCUGCCGCGCACGUUGCAGGUUCGGUCACCCUGCUCCUCUUCUUUGGCCUCUACAGGGCGAGCCGGUCAAGACCGGUCUACCUCGUCGACUUUGCUUGUUACAAACCGGAAAACGAACGGAAAAUCUCAGUUGAUUCGUUCCUCGAAAUGACGGAGGAAACCGGUGGGUUUGCAGAAGAGACCCUUCAAUUCCAAAGGAGAAUCGCAACUCGGUCAGGUUUGGGGGACGAAACGUACUUGCCCGGAGGGAUUAUGUCUAAACCGCCGAACCUGAACAUGAAAGAGGCUCGUUAUGAGGCAGAGCAGGUCAUGUUUGGAGCGCUGGACGCUCUUUUUGACAAAACCGGUGUUAAGCCAAGGGACAUUGAUAUUCUCAUAGUGAAUUGCAGCUUGUUCAACCCAACGCCGUCUCUCUCCGCCAUGAUCGUCAAUCACUACAAACUCAGAACCAACAUAAAAAGCUUCAAUCUUGGAGGAAUGGGUUGCAGCGCGGGCUUAAUCUCCAUCGAUUUAGCCAAAGACCUUUUAAAAGCAAACCCCAAUUCCUACGCCAUUGUCGUCAGCACCGAGAACAUCACCCUGAAUUGGUACUUCGGGAACGACCGUUCUAUGCUUCUCUGCAACUGCAUUUUCCGAAUGGGCGGCGCCGCCAUUCUCCUAUCUAACAAAUCCUCCGACAGGGUCCGAUCCAAAUACCAACUAGUCCACACGGUUCGAACCCACAAAGGAGCAGACGACAAAAACUACAACUGCGUUUAUCAGCGAGAAGAUGAGAAAGGAACGGUGGGCGUUUCAUUGGCCAGAGAACUAAUGGCAGUCGCCGGAGACGCUUUGAAGACGAACAUUACAACGUUAGGGCCGUUGGUCCUUCCAUUUUCGGAGCAAUUCAUGUUCUUCUUGUCGUUGGUGAGGAAGAAGGUGUUGAAGCAUUCAAAGGUGAAACCUUACAUUCCAGACUUCAAGAAGGCGUUCGAGCAUUUUUGUAUUCAUGCAGGGGGUAGGGCGGUGCUGGACGAGUUGCAGAAGAACUUGGAACUCAGUGAGUGGCACUUGGAGCCGUCGAGGAUGACGCUUCACAGGUUCGGUAACACGUCUAGUAGUUCGCUGUGGUACGAGCUGGCGUACACGGAGGCGAAGGGACGGGUCGGGAAGGGGGAUCGGGUAUGGCAGAUCGCUUUCGGGUCGGGGUUUAAGUGUAACAGUGCGGUGUGGAAGGCGGUGAGGAUGAUUCCGGUCGGUGACUGGCGGGGGAACCCCUGGGACGACUCGGUUCACAGGUAUCCGGUUAAGGUCCCCACCAAUGCUUGAAUUCGCGUAACGCUGUUAUUGGAUGACAAAGUUCAUGCCGAUUUCAGCGCUUUCCUUUAUUUUUCCCCCCAACUUGUUGUUAUUUUUUAUCAGACAACCAGGAUGGUUAAAAAUCCAAAUCAAAUGGGAGUACAUUGAUUUUUUUUUUUAAA
Molecule: messenger RNA, 1818 nt
Organism: Prosopis cineraria
Lineage: Eukaryota; Viridiplantae; Streptophyta; Magnoliopsida; Fabales; Fabaceae
Product: 3-ketoacyl-CoA synthase 1-like
Exons: 1
Coding region: 44-1666 (540 amino acids)
Biological process (GO): fatty acid biosynthetic process
Cellular component (GO): membrane
Molecular function (GO): acyltransferase activity, transferring groups other than amino-acyl groups
Source: RefSeq, a predicted model, not a curated record